CACAAACAAAACAGUUAACUGCAAUCUUCCGGGGAGGUCCGAGCCAAGGUCCGACUCAGUGCAUAUUUUUUGUUGAUUUUGUAUCUGCUGGCUAAAAACUGAUUUUCUAUAUAAACAACAGUGAAAUAAUAAUGGAAAAUAAAUAGUGUUUCGCCGAAAUGAUUCGAGAAACUUUGUUUGUUGUAUUGUGUACCGUAAUUCACAAUGUUACUUGUCUUAAUUCCUUUCUCUACAUGAAUAUCUUCAACAGUGGUUUUCAUAGGGAAGUCCACUACACACUCAAGUUCGGCGGAAUAGGUCGGAUGUCGUGUGAACUUAUGCUCCUUCAGCAAUUUCCUGCCGCCAUGUAUGUCGAUACCGAUCAGUUAACCAAUCUUAAAAAAUUUAAAAAGAUCAAUAGUUAUGUGCCGUUGUAUGUGGAUGUGGAGAAACCGGCCAGCAAAGCAAGUCCAUUUUCAUUGUAUCUGUUCGAUACAGUGCGGAGGGAAGUUAAUAUUACCCUACCUAUACACUUCCGGUACCACGACCCUUCGGAGAGAAAAUUCGAACGGGUCCAAAUUGAAAGUCCUACUCUAUUUGUCCAGUGUCGAGGACCGAACACAAAAACCCUGUUGAAGUCGACGGGGAUCGUUCGUUAUCCCUGUCAGAGCAGUGCCCAAAUCUACGAUUACGAUAAACUCGGCGAGGCAGAGUACUGCGACUGGCAAGAGGUGGAGUUUAGUAAUGUACCGACUGUGAUUAGUGUGCUCAUCCCAGUUGGCAACAGUGCGUCGUACAAAUUCGUGCUGCCCGCCACCAUUCUCGUCAGCUGGAUCGGUAGCAUGUAUCUGAUAUACAUCAUCAUCAAAUCGGGUAAACGUAUAAACAAAAAACUUUUGUGACGAGAUCUCAAAUAAAACCAAGAUUUAUGAUAA
Messenger RNA from Armigeres subalbatus, 914 nucleotides. RefSeq names its product phosphatidylinositol-glycan biosynthesis class X protein (gene PIG-X). Gene Ontology annotation, cellular component: endoplasmic reticulum membrane. The transcript has 5 exons. Bases 159 to 881 code for a protein of 240 amino acids. The record is from RefSeq and is a predicted model, not a curated record. Gene Ontology annotation, biological process: GPI anchor biosynthetic process. NCBI's taxonomy places the organism in Eukaryota, Metazoa, Arthropoda, Insecta, Diptera, Culicidae.